Molecule: messenger RNA, 2725 nt
Organism: Eriocheir sinensis (Chinese mitten crab)
Lineage: Eukaryota; Metazoa; Arthropoda; Malacostraca; Decapoda; Varunidae
Exons: 3
Coding region: 351-1412 (353 amino acids)
Source: RefSeq, a predicted model, not a curated record
CACUCCUAGGCCUUUCUCUGCCUCUAUGGUGGAUAGUGGAGUGUUUCCCAUGUGGUAUUGGUGCGCUGGAUAUCCCUUCACUGGUAGCCUGGUAACAUAAUUAUACUCCCAGGCCUUUCUCUGCCUCUGUGGUGGAUAGUGGAGUGUUACCCAUGUGGUAUUGGUGUGCUGGAUAUCCCUUCACUGGUAGCCUGGUGACAUAUUAUCCCAGGUCUUUCUCUGCCUCUGUGGUGGAUAGUGGAGUGUUUCCCAUGUAGUAUUGGUAUGUUGGAUAUCCCUUCACUGGUAGCCUGGUAACAUACACUCCCAGGUCUUUCUCUGCCUCUGUGGUGGAUAGUCGAGUGUUACCCAUGUGGUAUUGGUGUGCUGGAUAUCCCUUCACUGGUAGCCUGGUAACAUACACUCCCAGGUCUUUCUCUGCCUCUGUAGUGGAUAGUGGAGUGUUUCCUAUGUGGUAUUUGUGUGCUGGAUAUCCCUUCACUGGUAGCCUGGUAACAUACACUCCCAGGUCUUUAUCUGCCUCUGUGGUGGAUAUUGGAGUGUUUCCCAUGUGGUAUUGGUAUACUGGAUAUCCCUUCACUGGUAGCCUGGUAACAUACACUCUAAGGUCUUUCUCUGCCUCUGUGGUGGAUAGUGAAGUGUGUCCCAUGUGGUAUCAGUGUGCUGGAUAUCCCUUCACUGGUAGCCUGGUAACAUACACUCCCAGGUCUUUCUCUGCCUCUGUGGUGGAUAGUAGAGUGUUUCCUAUGUGGUAUUGGUGUGCUGGAUAUCCCUUCACUGGUAGCCUGGUAACAUACACUCCCAGGUCUUUUUCUGCCUCUGUGGUGGAUAGUGGAGUGUUUCCUAUGUGGUAUUGGUAUGUUGGAUAUCCCUUCACUGGUAGCCUGGUAACAUACACUCCCAGGUCUUUCUCUGCCUCUGUGGUGGAUAGUGGAGUGUUUCCCAUGUGGUAUUGGUGUGCUGGAUAUCCCUUCACUGGUAGCCUCGUAACAUACACUCCCAGGUCUUUCUCUGCCUCUGUGGUGGAUAGUGGAGUGUUUCCCAUGUGGUAUUGGUGUGCUGGAUAUCCCUUCACUGGUAGCCUCGUAACAUACACUCCCAGGUCUUUCUCUGCCUCUGUGGUGGAUAUUGGCGUGUUUCCCAUGUGGUAUUGGUGUGCUGGAUAUCCCUUCACUGGUAGCCUGGUAAAAUACACUCCAAGGUCUUUCUUUGCCUCUGUGGUGGAUAGUGAAGUGUUUCCCAUGUGGUAUCGGUGUGCUGGAUAUCCCUUCACUGGUAGCCUGGUAACAUACACUCCCAGGUCUUUCUCUGCCUCUGUGGUGGAAAGUGGAGUGUUUCCCAUGUGGUACUGGUGUGCUGGAUAUCUCCUCCCAAGGUUCAGGACUUUACAUUUUUUCCUCAUUGCAUUGUAGCAGCCACUUUUUGUUCCACUCCUAAAGCUUGGUGAUGUCUUCUUGUAGGAAAUCCACAGUCAAGGGGUUAAAAAUAGGCCUUUCUGACAAACUGUUGCAAUUUUUAUAACACUCUUACUUCCCUUAUCAGAUUAUAUUAUGUUGUUUGUCCACAACACAAGUCCUGCAGCAAUACUUCCUCUCCACAACACAAGUCCUACAGCAAUACUUCCUCUCCACAACACAAGUCCUAUAGCAAUACUUCCUCUCCACAACACAAGUCCUACAGCAAUACUUCCUCUCCACAACACAAGUCCUAUAGCAAUACUUCCUCUCCAUAACACAAGUCCUACAGCAAUACUUCCUCUCCACAACACAAGUCUUACAGCAAUACAAGGAUCGUAGUGUUACGUCUACGUAAAGACGAGAAAUAAGGAAACGGUGAGUGCUGGGCUGACGUAACCUUGCCUCGACGUACAGAGAUCAAAGUGUGAAUUGAAGUUACUUAAAGAAACAUCUCGUAAGUAAGGUUGGCGUAACUUAUAUUUUGCUAGUUUAAAUGACAUAAUCUUCUCUAUACAUACAGGUCAAAGUAACAUACGACAUACGAGUUAAUUGAGGUUACUCAUAAAAACAUCUCAAAGGUAAGGUUGGUGUACCUUAUAUUUUGCUAGUUUAAAGGAUGUAAUCUUCGCUAUACAUAGAGAUCACAGUAACAUACAACAUAUGAAAUGAAUUGAGGUUACUUAUACAAACAUACCAGUGAAUUGAGGUGACUUAUACAAACAUACCAGUGAAUUGAAGUUACUUAUACAAACAUACCAGUGAAUUGAAGUUACUUAUACAAACAUACCAGUGAAUUGAGGUUACUUAUACAAACAUACCAGUGAAUUGAGGUUACUUAUACAAACAUACCAGUGAAUUGAGGUUACUUAUACAAACAUACCAGUGAAUUGAGGUUACUUAUACAAACAUACCAGUGAAUUGAGGUUACUUAUACAAACAUACCAGUGAAUUGAGGUUACUUAUACAAACACCUCGCAGGUUAAGGUUGACAUAACUUAUAUAUCGUUAGUUUAAGAGACAUAAUCUUGCCUAUACGUACAGAGAUCAAAAUAACAUAUCUCGAGGGUAGGGUUCACGUAACUUGUAUUUCAUUAGUUUAAGGUUACGUAUACUUACAAUAACGUUGUAAAGAGGGAAAGAAUAAAGGAAAGAAAGAAGGUGUGUUGAAAGGUCAUCUUAUCGCCUACAAACACCUAGAGACAAACAUUGGGGUGAGGGAGGGAGGGAAGGGUAGCACACACACACACACACACACACACACACACACA